CUCAAAGCUCCUUUUUCCGCUUCCUCUUUCUCUGCACCAGACGCACCCAGUGGCAGGGUCUGCAGACACCCACCCUGGUCUGAGCGGAAGGUCCCCAGGAGUUUGGAGGUGUGAAGAUGCGCAGGAUCAGCUUCCUGGUGUUCUGGCUGUGCUGCUUAGUGCCCUCGUCGGAGGGCGUAAACCCGGGAUUUGCAGGCAGAAUCACCAAGAAAGGAUUGGAUUAUGCAUGCCAAGAGGGAGUCGCAACCUUGCAGAAGGACUUGCCUGGGAUCACUCUGCCUGAAUUCUCCGGCACCUACAGAGUUAAAAUUAUUGGAAAUGUCAACUACAGGUUCUACAGUCUUAACAUUCGUAGGUUUGAGCUGUUCCACUCAACAAUUGAGCCCAUGCCGGGCCAGGGCCUCAGGGUCUCCGUCAACAAUGCUUUGGCUGAAAUGACCGGCCGUUGGGAGCUGAAGAAACGUUGGCUGAAGGAUGACGGCCCCUUUGAACUGAAGGUUGACGGCAUCUCCAUUUCGGUGGGCUUGAAGCUGGGGAGCGAUGGCACUGGGAGACCAGCGGUUACCCCCUUGGAUUGCAACACCCACAUUUCCAACGUCGACAUUGAUAUUUCUGGCAAAUGGGAGUGGCUGUAUAACCUCUUCGAAAGCAAAGUGGAAUCAGCUUUCAAGACAGUCAUGGAAAGGAAGCUGUUCACACAAAAACACCAUUCAGAAGUGCACCUGGCUCAACAGUUGCCCAAAAUAGCCAACACAGACUAUCCUACAGAAGGGACCAAGUUCCUUGAUGUCAUCCCUAUGUUGUCUUUCCUCCCAGUUACCGCCAAUAUCGACCCCACAUCAAGCAUCGAUUAUUCUCUGGUUGGGCCACCAGUUGCGACAAGUGAUUGCGUAGACCUGGACCUCAAGGGUGAAUUCUUCUCCACCGCCCAUCGUUCUCCUGCUCCUUUUCCACCGCCUCCUCUGUCUUUUCCGGUGGAUCACAACCGCAUGGUCCAGUUUGGGAUCUCCACUUACUUCUUCAACACAGCUGGCGACGUCUACUACAAAGCAGAAUCCCUGACCUUCUGGGUCGUGGAUGAGAUGGUUCCUCAGGAGAUUAAAAUGCGGCUGAACACCUCCUCCUUCCAACCCUUCAUCCCGCAGCUGAAGAAGCUCUACCCCAGCAUGCCGAUGAAGCUGAAGAUCUCCCCUUCUGCGGCCCCAUCUCUGAGCAUCACCCCCGAAACCCUCUCACUGACCCCUUCGGUUGACAUGCAGGCCUUUGCGAUUCUCCCAAAUUCUUCCCUGGCACCCCUCUUUCUGAUCGGAGUGCUGAAGAAGCUCUACCCCAGCAUGCCGAUGAAGCUGAAGAUCUCCCCUUCUUCGGCCCCAUCUCUGAGCAUCACCCCCGAAACCCUCUCACUGAUCCCUUCGGUUGACAUGCAGGCCUUUGCGAUUCUCCCAAAUUCUUCCCUGGCACCCCUCUUUCUGAUCGGAGUGACCAGCCAAGUUUCUGCCAACGUUGCUGUCAAUUCUACCAGGAUCUUUGGAAACCUGAAGCUUAGCAGGUUGAAGUUCUCCUUAAAGCACUCAGAUGUUGGCUUCUUCUCAGUACAAUUGCUGGAAUCCCUUAUAAACUUCCUUACGGCCAGCAUCCUAAUUCCACAAAUGAAUGCCCGUCUGGAUGAAGGGUUUCCUCUCCCCCUCCUGGACCAGCUGGAGCUCUCCAACCCUGUUCUUCAGGCUCACCAGGAUUUCCUGGUCUUUGCAUCAGACGUGCGCUAUGGAUAGAGAAGGCGCAAAGGAGAAACAGGGAAAAAUAGGAGGAAAUGGAGGAAUACUAUCCCUACUUCUGGUUCCACUGGAGUUCGGUUUGGGGUGUUUUUUUUUUUUUUACAUUUAUAUCCCGCCCUUCUCGGAAGACUCAGGGUGGCUUACAGUGUGUAAGGCAAUAGUCUCAUUUUAUUUGUAUAUUUACAAAGUCAACUCAUUGCCCCCCCCAACAAUCUGGCUCCUCAUUUUACCUACCUUAUAAAGGAUGGAAGGCUGAGUCAACCUUGGGCCUGGUGGGACUUGAGCCUGCAGUAAUUGCAGGCAGCUGUGUUUAAUAAUCUUACAGCCUGAGCCACACCGCAGUUCUGCAGAAUUUUCUCCAGGAACAGCCCUUUUAACAUGGAAUUCUCUCCCCCCACCACCAUUGCUACAAUCUCUUGAAGGCUGAUGACUGCUGUAAUCCCAGGCAUCUCAGGGGCACCGAGUUGGGGAAGGGGACUCCAAUGGCAAGAAUAUUAAUUUCUUCAUUUUCCACCCGGCCCUUUUGGCCAAAGUUUCAAGAAUUCCCCAUUUGCAAGUAGAUGGAUUCCUUAGAGCACAGCUGGCUGAGGAAUUGUGGGAGUUGAAGUCCACCAGUCUUAAAGUUGCCAAGUUUGGACACUUAGAGGAAUCCUUGGACAUUAUCUAGUCUGCUGUCACUGGAAAAUAACCUGGGGUCAGGCAGGAGGUAGUAGUGUGGUAUCAGGGUCCAUAGAUUUGUGGGGUCUUUGGGAGUCUGGUUGUUUCCUUCCAGACAUUCUAUUAUUAAACUAGGUUCUACACAACCUUCUAGCACUGAUGAUGUUAUCUAGCUGGGUAAUGAAAUGCCUACAAGAAAACUACCAAGCUCAGAGAGCACCAAGGUGCUCACAGUCUCCCCCCUUCCCCCUCUUCCUACUCAUCUUCCUCCUCCUCUUCCUCCCCUUCUUCUCCUCUUCCUCCGCCUCUUCUCUCCACAAACACUACUCCCUUUAGCACUGAUGAUGUCACCUUGUUGGGUAAUAUAACAUCUGUAAGAAAAAAAAAACCAAGCAAGCUCAGAGAGCAUCAAAGACCAAUCAAUCCAAAUAGAGCUGAAAGGGACCUUGGAGGUCUUCUAGUCCAGCCCCAUGCUCAAGCAGGAGACCCUGUGCCAUUUCAGAUAAGUAACUAUUUAGUCUCUUCUUGUACACCUCCAGUGACGAAGCACCCACAACUUCUGGAGGCAAGCUGUUCCACUAGAUAAUUGUCCUCACUGGAAGAUCUCUGUCGUGUCCCACUCCUCCGCUGACGGCUGGGUCAGGGAAAUCCGAAUCAGGUGUGCCUCUGCAGCUCUGCCCAAAGUCCUAGCAAAGUCCUCAAGACAGGCAGGAGACCAGAAAGUGACUUCAGCAAGAUAUGUUUAGACUUUGCCUGACUCAGAGAAUGCCAGAAAGCAGGUCCUUUAUAUAGGCCAUGGGGUGUGGCUCCAUGACUCAGCACUUAUCCAGGCCUGCCCCUCCCUUCCUUCUGUUGCCUCCGCCUAUCAAGUCUUCUGACGCGAGGGUCACUCCAGUCGGCAGCUGUUGGUAAUUGACCUUCCUCAGGCUCACAUGCUGUGGUGGAGGGGGAGGGGUCUAGUUGCUCCGUUUGCCUGGGCAUGGAGCCAGAGCUGGGGGCUGGAGAUACUUCCUCCUCUUCAGCCUGUCUGGGCAUGGAGCCAGGGCUGGGGCCGGGAGGCAUACUAGGACAUUCUUCAGCGUUCGGAAGCAGAUAAGCAGACCCCGGCUGUGGUGGUGAGAUCGGACGAGACACAACACUCUCCUCCUCCUCUUCCCAUUCUCCUCCUCCCAUCCUCCUCCUGCUCCUCCUCUUCCUCCUCUCCAUAAACCCCACUCCCUUCUAGCACUGAUGAUGUUCCCUAGUUGGGUCAUGAAAGGUCUGCAAGAAAACCACCAGGCUCAGUGACCCCCAAGUCAAAUGUUUGGCACAAUCCUCCUCCUUCUCCUCCUGCUCCUUCUCCACAAACUCCACUCCCUUCUAGCACUGAUGAUGUUACCUAGUUGGGUCAUGAAACAUCUGCAAGCAAACCACCAGACUCAGAGAGUACCAAGGACCCCACUGUCUUCCUCCUCCUCCUCCUUCCCACCUCUUUCUCCUCCACCACCUUUUGCCUCUUCCUCCUCCUCCCCUUCUCCUCUACUCCACAAACCCCCCUCCCUUCUAGCACUGAUGAUGUUACCUAGUUGGGUCAUGAAACGUUUGCAAGAAAACCACCAAGCUCAGGGAUGACCAAGAACCCUUCAGUUCAUCCCUGAGCUACAAAUAUUCUUGUCUGUUGGAGUUAACAUUUGUGUCUGUCCAUGCUUUCAGCCAUUUGCACCUUUGAACAGCUCAAAAUAAUAAUAAUAAAAAAAUCACCUGGAAGCAAAUACUAGACAACUAGUGCUUGACAGCUGAGGUGAGGAAGACGUGCAUAAGUGUAGGUAAGUGUGUGUGUGUGUGUAUGUGUGUGUGUGUGUGUGCAUGCACAUAUGAAAAAGAGCAAAUAUGCAUUGUCACCAGCAAAGUUUUCUUGUUCCUUUAAUUCCAUCAGGUCUCCGAGUUUUCCAAAGAACCAGUUGUGGGUCUCUGUUGGUUGAAAGUGAUUUGAGUGUGGCUGUUGACCUGGACUGGGAGUUUGUGUGUGAAUGCAUGUAAGUUGAAUCUGGGAGCGUAUGUGUAACCCCAUUGCUUGCCACUUUCACUCCUUGGAGAACAGUAAUAAGAGGCCACAGAGACAGGCACAAAUCUUGCUUUUUGGAUGCUUGAGGAAGGUCUCCUGAAGGUUAUCAUCUUGAAACAGAAGGUAAAACACGACAACCUGGAAAGUUCACUGCUGGAUUAGCAGAUGUCCAUCUCUGCACAAAUCUUGCUUGCUGCAAAACUAGACCGUUAAAAUCUAGAGCAAUUCUGAUUUAAAACUCUGGUUUUUGGGUGGGUGGGUGGAUGGAAGAGAGAACAAAAGGAAAAGAAAGGGAA
This is a messenger RNA of Ahaetulla prasina, 4772 nucleotides long. Its product is annotated as bactericidal permeability-increasing protein-like. Gene Ontology annotation, molecular function: lipopolysaccharide binding. Gene Ontology annotation, biological process: defense response to Gram-negative bacterium; innate immune response; lipopolysaccharide-mediated signaling pathway. NCBI's taxonomy places the organism in Eukaryota, Metazoa, Chordata, Lepidosauria, Squamata, Colubridae. The transcript is spliced from 16 exons. Bases 117 to 1772 code for a protein of 551 amino acids. The record is from RefSeq and is a predicted model, not a curated record.